AUGCCCCGCUCACCCCCCUCCUCCCUCAACCUCUCCUCAGCGGUCCUCCACCGCCACCUCAACUCCUCCAUACCCGCAAAAAACCUGCUCAUCAUCGCCAGUGACCAUAUCGGGAUAGACCUGAAGAAGACCAUAAGGGAAUUCUUGACGAAUGAUAGGGCCGGCGAGGGGUGGGAUGUACUUGAUGUCGGGCCGCAUGACGCCGCGAGGUGCGACUACCCCGACUACGCCCGCCUCGCCGCCGAAGCGGUCCUCUCCAAAGACAAGCCCUCACCGACCUCCUCCUACACCACCCGUCUCGGGGUCUUGAUCUGCGGCACGGGCAUCGGGAUGUCGAUCGCCGCCAACAAAGGGCAGGGGAUCCGGUGCGCGCUGUGUCAUGACCAGUACACGGCGACGAUGGCGCGGCAGCAUAAUGAUGCGAACAUGCUGGCGCUGGGGUGCCGGACGACGGGCGCGGAUGUGGCGAAGGGGAUUGUGGCGAGUUUUCUGGGGACAAGGUUUGAGGCCGAGCAUCAUGUGGAGAGGUUGCGGAAGUUGCAUGCGUUGGAGGGAGUUAGGUAUUCGCUCUAG
Fimicolochytrium jonesii is the source of this 573-nucleotide messenger RNA. RefSeq names its product putative ribose-5-phosphate isomerase B. Gene Ontology annotation, biological process: carbohydrate metabolic process. Gene Ontology annotation, molecular function: isomerase activity. The record is from RefSeq and is a predicted model, not a curated record. The coding region runs from base 1 to 573 and encodes 190 amino acids. The transcript has 2 exons. Lineage: Eukaryota; Fungi; Chytridiomycota; Chytridiomycetes; Spizellomycetales; Powellomycetaceae.